CUUUCACUUACAUGCAACAAAGGAUCCAACUGUAUAAAUUGAAACGCACGUCCAGUUGGAAAACAUAGUCUCAUUAUUAACAAUUCCGAAUAACUAAAGAAUGGCGCAUUUUCCUGUCGCCUCACUCACCCAAGUUGUUUUGUUGUUGGUUUUCAUCUGCUGGACGAAGAGUUCAACUGGCGCUGCCUUUUCCUUGGAGGAAGAAUUCCUACAACUGAAGGAAAAUUAUAUUCAAAUGAAACAACUCUUUGAAUCAACAGCGAUUGAACUGCAGGACAAAGUGACACAACUGGAGGCGCAACUUGAACUAAAUAAUGAACUUAGACAAGAUUUGGCAUUGAAAGUAAAACAACUAGAGGACAAAAAUGUCCAAAUGGAAGUCAAAAUUCAGGGCCAAGACAGAAUUCUAAAUUCCUUAUUGGAAGUUUCCACUGAUUCAAAAUUAUUUCGAAAUAAUAAUAAAAUUGCAAUUCGAUCAACUGGAAAGAAUGGAAUUCCAAGGACAUGCAAAGAACUUCGUGCGAUCGAUGCUUCACUUUCAUCCGGAAUGCACUGGAUCGAUCCGGACGGACAAGGUUUUGGCGAUGACCCAAUUUACGUUUACUGCGAUAUGACAUCAGGAUCGACCUCAAUUCUACACGAUAGUGAAUCUUCUUUAAAUGUGGGCCACUGCGCCGAGGCCGGGUGCUAUUCCCGUUCCAUCAACUACAAUUCGUCAAUCGGACAAAUAAAAGCUUUGAUGGAAUUAUCCACUGAAUGCCACCAGUCUAUUAGAUACGACUGCAACUUUGCCCCGUUCGAGUUAAAUGGCGUCGCCUAUUCCUGGUGGAACGACAGAGAAGGAAAUGCGCAAUACUUUUGGGCCGGAAGUAACACGGACGGAGUUCACACCUGCCAGUGCGGAAUUGAUGCCAAUUGCGUCGAUCCUGCGACGAAAUGCAAUUGCGAUGCUCUUGCACCAAUUCAAUUAGUCGACGACGGUGUCAUUACCGACAAAAAUGUUCCGCCCGUCACUCGUUUGAAUUUCGGACGAACUCAACUGGAAAUUUCAUCCGGCGUCCACACGCUUGGCCGACUCGUGUGCACCGGUUUAGUGACUUUGAGUGGACUGCCAAAGUCGUGCCAAGAUUUGUGGUUGAUUGGCCACACCCUGAACGGAUUUUAUUCCGUCAUGGGAUCAGCGAAAAUGGAAUCCGUCUACUGCGAUUUCACUAAACUCCCUGACGAUGCGGGUUUCCAGAAAUGGAUUGGAUAUGUCGACGUUAAAUCGGCGCCUGUCCAUUUCUACGUCCAGAGAAAUUCUUCAUUUACCACAAAAAACACUCCGAUUUCGUUCGAGUUGGCUCGGGUGAACGAGGGAAAUGCCAUGGAUUUGACAUCGGGGAUAUUCACGGCACCGCGACCGGGAAUUUAUUUUUUCUCUUUUGCGGGACGGGCGCGUCUUCAAUUUUCAUCUUCUGCUAAUUUAAUUUCAUAUCUUCGAUUGAACGGGAAUAUAAUCGGGUCGAAUGAUGUUUACGAGGCAAACACUCCCGUUCAUCAAUGGAGUCCGUUGACCCUCCAGUCGACGCUGAACUUGAAAACAGGCGAUCAACUCUGGGUGACGAUUGAUUUUGCUGGUUCCUCGUAUUUGGAUGACCACUACAUUAACCACUACACCCAUUUCACGGGUUUCAUGUUGGAGGAGGAAAUUGGGGCGUCCAUUUGAGAUUUCGGGUUCAAAAUCCCAAAUUCGCAAAAUGAACGUCGACACGAAAAUUU
Daphnia pulicaria is the source of this 1761-nucleotide messenger RNA. RefSeq lists its product as uncharacterized. Gene Ontology annotation, molecular function: extracellular matrix structural constituent; protein binding. The transcript has 7 exons. Bases 101 to 1708 code for a protein of 535 amino acids. Lineage: Eukaryota; Metazoa; Arthropoda; Branchiopoda; Diplostraca; Daphniidae. The record is from RefSeq and is a predicted model, not a curated record.